Molecule: messenger RNA, 1853 nt
Organism: Ornithodoros turicata
Lineage: Eukaryota; Metazoa; Arthropoda; Arachnida; Ixodida; Argasidae
Product: prolyl 4-hydroxylase subunit alpha-1-like
Exons: 2
Coding region: 8-1645 (545 amino acids)
Biological process (GO): peptidyl-proline hydroxylation to 4-hydroxy-L-proline
Cellular component (GO): endoplasmic reticulum
Molecular function (GO): iron ion binding; procollagen-proline 4-dioxygenase activity; protein binding
Source: RefSeq, a predicted model, not a curated record
UCCUUAGAUGCUGCUUCUUCUAGCAAAACUCCACUGUAAGGCAAGGAAAUCAAUGCUGUCAAACCGCCCCGUCGAGAAAGAACUCGGGUUUAUGGCGGGAACCAUUUCGCUUUUUCUCGUGUUACACGUACUGGUACCGCUCGGAUGUGCUGCCUCAACUCCAACCGAUUUGUUCACAGCUGUCGUUCACAUGAUUGGCCUGCUGAAGACUGAACAGGAAGGUACACGAUUCAUUUUCGAAUUCCUCCGAUCAGAACAAGAUCGUUUGGCUACCGCGGAUAUCACCCUCUAUUUCCUACAUCGACAGCAGCCGCCACUUUCGACGCAUCCAGUGAUUCGAUACCGGAGCAUCAGCCGAACCAUUAACAGCUUGUUGAACAUUUCGGGAACUGUGCUUAGCCAGCAGCGUCGCAGCCUUCGCGGACUGCAAGGUGCUGUGAUCACGCUAGAACUGCCCACUAGAGAAGACCUGAUCGGUGCAGCAACGGGGAUAUGUCGCCUUCAGUAUUUUUACAAUUUGACACCUGAGUAUUUGAUGUCUCUGCGAUCAGCAAGUGUCCCCCGAGCGGCUCCCUCUGAUAUUAUGGCGGUUUCAUCUGCUUGCUUCGAGAUCGGACACUUCAGCGAAUCCAGCAGUUGGGCAAAGCUUGUUACACCUGACCUGUGUGCUGGAGAAACCCCAUGGUGGUCGGCGGCGAUGGUUAUGUUGUCAAAUAUUGCACAUUCCUUAGGGAAUAAGCUGGAUGCUGUUACUCUAGCAAGGAAGGCCCUCUUAGCACCGCCAGAAACACGAACCGCAAAUGUGCAAGCAUUACAAAGGAGGCAAACAUCCUGGUGGAAGAUAUGGCAAAAGAAGCAGAAGUCGAAGAAUCGAGGUGACUUCGAAAAUGCCUGCUUAGCUUCCAUGGGUGGAUCGUUCAAUUCCUCACCAACUCUUUACUGCCGAAUGACCACAAACGAUGGGAACCCGAAUCUUCUUCUGCGACCAAUCAAAAUGGAAGUGAUUAACGCAGACCCGAGGAUAGUACUUUUCCACGACUUCAUAAAUGAGCGUGAGGCGAUAGAAAUAAGGAAAUAUUCAGAAAACCGUCUUAAACGAGCGGGGUAUCGUGGGAAAAGCACGACCAUCGUAGGACCUCGCCGUAUCAGCAAGACUUCCUUCAUGUCUGAUGUUGCCAUCCCUUCAGCCAGACGAAUUGCAAGAAGGAUAAGCUACGUCACUGGAUUAUCUCUCAGUACAGCGGAAGAUUUCCAAGUUUCUCACUAUGGAAUUGGUGGCCAUUACGUUCCCCAUAGAGACUACUGGGCGGAGGGGACGGCAAAGGAAGAGCUGCUGGCAUGGGGGGGAAACCGCCUGGCGACAGUGCUCAUAUAUCUCUCUGAUGUAACUUCGGGAGGUUCCACGGCGUUUUUAAAGGCAGGGGUCACAGUCAAACCUGAACGCGGCGUCGCUGUGUUCUGGUACAAUAUGCUUCGCGCUCAGCCUUCUCAGAAGAAUGCCGUAGAAAAUUGGACCGAACGUCGUGUCGGGGACCCCCGCACGUUUCAUGGUGCGUGCCCGGUCCUGAAAGGGUCCAAGUGGAUCAUGACAAAAUGGUUGCACGAAAAAGAUCAAGGCAUUGUAAACUACGGUACACCAAACUGAAUCAAACAUAGGUGCUUAGCUCAUGUACCUGACUCCGAUUACAACUUUCGUUGGGCAUCGCUGUCGAAAAAAGAAAUAAUAAGUACACUGAGUAACGUGAGUCGCGCACGGCAUUUGGGUUAGCUUAGUAAGCAAGGGCAAUAAGCACUUGUGUGUGGAAACAGUGUAAUAGAGUACUAGUGUUGACGUUGAAUAAAUUGCCUCAAAC